AUGGUUCGCGAAACCAAGUUCUACGAUGUCCUCGGCGUCGCGCCGUCAGCUACCGAGCAGGAGCUGAAGAAGGCCUACAAGGUCAAUGCUCUCAAGUACCAUCCUGACAAGAAUGCGCAUAACCCCGCAGCCGAGGAGAAGUUCAAGGAGAUCUCACAUGCAUAUGAGAUCCUUUCCGACUCCAACAAGCGACAGGUGUACGAUCAAUAUGGCGAGGCUGGCCUCGAGGGCGGUGCCGGCGGCGGCGGCAUGGCUGCCGAGGACCUCUUCGCCCAGUUCUUCGGCGGCGGUGGCGGUUUCGGCGGCGGCCUCGGCGGUAUGUUUGGUGGCAUGCAGAACCGCGGCCCCCCGAAGGCCAGGACCAUUCACCACACCCACAAAGUCUCCCUCGAGGACAUCUACCGUGGCAAGAUCUCCAAGCUUGCCCUGCAGCGCUCCAUCAUCUGCCCCCGCUGCGAGGGCCGUGGUGGUAAGGAGGGUGCUGUUCGCCGCUGCCCCGGCUGUGACGGUCACGGCAUGAAGACCAUGAUGCGCCAGAUGGGCCCUAUGAUCCAGCGUUUCCAGACUGCCUGCCCCGACUGCAACGGAGAGGGAGAGAUCAUCAAAGACAAGGACCGCUGCAAGCAGUGCAACGGCAAGAAGACCAUCGUCGACCGGAAGGUCCUCCACGUCCACGUCGACAAGGGCGUUAAGAGCGGUACCCGCGUCGAGUUCCGCGGAGAGGGUGACCAGGCCCCUGGCAUCCAGGCUGGUGAUGUUGUCUUUGAGAUCGAGCAGAAGCCCCACCCGCGCUUCACCCGCAAGGAUGACGACCUCCUCUACCAGUGCGAGAUCGAGCUCGUCACCGCGCUGGCCGGUGGCACCAUCUACGUCGAGCACCUCGACGACCGGUGGCUCAGCAUCGACAUCCUGCCCGGCGAGGCGAUUGCGCCGAACGCUGUCAAGAUGGUCCGAGGCCAAGGUAUGCCCUCCUACCGCCACCACGACCAUGGCAACCUGUACAUUCAAUUCAACGUCAAGUUCCCCGAGAAGGGCUGGACCCAGGAUGCCGAGGCUUUCGAGUCGCUGCGCAAGAUUCUCCCCGGCCCGUCCGUGCUGAGCGUCCCGCCUGCGGAGGCUAUGACCGAGCCGGCCGAUCUCGAGGACGCCGAGGGCGCGGCCGGUGCCCAGGCGUUCAACGGCAACGCUAUGGACGAGGACGACGAGGACGGCCACCCGCAAGCCGAGCGUGUCCAGUGCGCGUCGCAGUAA
This is a messenger RNA of Thyridium curvatum, 1251 nucleotides long. RefSeq lists its product as uncharacterized. The coding region runs from base 1 to 1251 and encodes 416 amino acids. Gene Ontology annotation, molecular function: Hsp70 protein binding; ATP binding. The transcript has 4 exons. NCBI's taxonomy places the organism in Eukaryota, Fungi, Ascomycota, Sordariomycetes, Thyridiales, Thyridiaceae. Gene Ontology annotation, biological process: protein refolding; response to heat. The record is from RefSeq and is a predicted model, not a curated record. Gene Ontology annotation, cellular component: cytosol; nucleus; cytoplasm.